UAUUUCUUUUUUAUUUAUAUCCAUUUUUCAUCUUCUUCUAUUUUCACUCUUCUCAUUUCAAUUUUCAUACUCUGUUUUUGCCGUGAAAGUUUGUUAUGGCGACGGAGCAACCACCGGUGACACUUCCGGCAUCCGUAGAAAAUCUAAUAAACCAAAUAUGCGUGAAACAAUCACAACCACCACUCGAUCCUUCAACGAUACGACUCCUCGCAACGAUGGCAGAAAAUCAAGCUCUUCAAAUUCUCAAUGUUAUUUCCAAUACACCAAUUCGAACCACUUUUAAUGCUUUCACUCUCUUCAUGAUUAAUAAACAUUCUUCUCAAUCACAAUCACCGUCACAGUCACAGUCAUUUCCAUUACCGUCACAGUUUCAAACGUCUCCGUUAGCAUUUCCUUUGUUGGAGGAUUCUGGUGUUUUAACGGCGUUGGGAGAGUUAGAGUUUCGAAAAUCGUUUUUGAUGUUAAGUUAUGCUGGAGGAGAGAGUAUUGAAAAGGUUGUGACGGCUGAAUAUGUUAGAAGCUUGAAGGAUUUGCCGAUGCGAGAUUUUGAGAGUAAAAUUUGGGAAGCUUUUGGGAAACACUGGUGCAUUGACUAUAGAGAUCGCCGAUCGUCUCUUGAAUGGGAUUUUGGCAGUACACUUAGAUACGAGUGCCAUGUUUCUCCAAAUGGGAGCUUAAGGUUCAAGGGCCCUUUUUGGCAAUCCACACGAACACACCUGCAGAAGUCACUAGGUGAUGACAAUGUUCUAGUUGUUAAAUUCAUGGAUCUGAAUGAAAGUAAGGAAAAUACAAUUGUGCAAGAUGCUCAUGAGCUCUAUGGGAGGUUCGGAAAAGAAGGGAUCCAUGUUGGUCUUCGUUUGUAUCGCUUUUUUGUUUCCAAAGAUGGUGGCAAGGAAGCAAAGAAGGAGGACUCAACAGCUUCCUCGGUCAAAUGUUAUUUUGUUAGGACAGAAUCAUCUUGUUCUGCAGAUGAAAGGGAAUCGUACAUCUUGUCAAAUAAGACAAUGUCUGAUUGUAGAUCUUUUUUUAUGCAUGCACACUUGUUACCCAGUAUUGAAAAGUAUAUGGCUAGGUUCUCUCUAAUUCUGUCAAAGACCUAUACGCUUAAUGUUGACUUUACAACUGUUGUUGUCCAAAAAAUACCAGAUGAAUAUUGUCGGGAUGGAAAUGGCAAAGUUGUUUAUCAUAACGAGAAAGAAUGUAUUCUCACUGACGGAACUGGGUUCAUUUCUGAAGAUUUGGCGAAACUCUGCCCUCAAAAUGUUUUCAAAGGAACGAACACGAAAAAUACAUAUAUUAAGGAAAUUUCCAAUUUGGUUGAUCAGGAUACGAGUCAGGCUGUGGGAGUUACAGCACUCAGCACACAUCAGCCACCACUGCUGAUUCAGUGCCGUCUCUUUCACAUGGGCAGUGCAAUGAAGGGUACUCUUUUGGUUAACAGAAAGCUUCCUCAAAAUACAAUACAAGUUCGUCCUUCAAUGAUUAAGGUGGAGACAGAUAGCUUGACAAAUAUUCCAAGUUUAAAUUCGUUGGAGGUGGUAACUACAAGCCAAAAACCAAAUAGAGCUUACUUAUCAAAAUAUUUGAUCGCACUUCUAAGCUUUGGAGGAGUUCCAAAUGAAUUCUUCAUGGAUGUACUUAAGAGAAAUUUAGAAGAUGCAGAGCAUAUCUACACCAAUAAACGUGCUGCCCUCAGAGCUUCUGUCAACCAUGCUGAAAUGGAUGAAUACAAUGCUGCGGGAAUGCUUUUAUGUGGGAUUCCUCUUGAUGAGCCAUUUAUGCGGUAUCAUCUAUCUAUACUGGCUAAGACCGAAAAGAACAGGCUUAGAGCAGGCAAACUAUAUUUAGAAGACUGCUUUUACGUAAUGGGGACUGUUGACCCCACAGAAAGCCAUUGCUUGAAACCGAAUCAAGUUUGCAUUAUUCAUGAAAAUGGCCAAAUUACCGGGGAUGUGCUGGUUUAUCGCAAUCCAGGUUUACAUUUUGGAGACAUUCACAAAAUGCAGGCCACAUAUGUUGAGGAGUUAGAAUCUUAUGUUGGACAUGGCAAAUAUGCAAUUUUUUUCCCUUGUGUUGGACCUCGCUCCAUAGCAGAUGAGAUUGCUGGAGGUGAUUUUGAUGGUGACAUGUACUGGAUUUCCAAAAAUCCUCAGCUGUUGCAAUAUUUCAAGAGCAGCAAGCCUUGGAUAGAAAGUCCUCCGUGCAAUUCUGCCAGGAGUUUUUGUGUUAAAAAGCCAAGUGAACUUUCAGCCGAGGAGCUUGAGGAAGCACUGUUUAGACUAUAUUUGGAAACUCGGUUCCAACCAAGUAGCGCAAUAGGUAUGGCAGCUGAUGGUUGGAUGGCACUCAUGGAUCGCCUUUUGAUAUUACCAAAUGACAGAAGUAUAGAAAAGGAGCAAGUAAAGGAAAAUAUAUAUAAAUUGAUUGAUUUAUACUAUGAGGCAUUAGACGCUCCUAAGAAAGGUGGUGGAAAGAUGAAGAUUCCAAGUAAUUUGAAUGUAGAAAUGUUCCCUCACUAUAUGGAAAGGAACAUAUCAUUCACUUCAACCUCUAUCUUGGGUUCAAUAUACGACGAGGUUUGCAGAUGGCAAACUACUGAUAUGUCUGGGAUUGUAAUUAGCAAACUUCCCUGUUUUGAUGUUGAAAUACCCAUGGACCGCAUAGAAUACUGGGGAAAACUGCAUAAACAGUAUAGGCUUGAUAUGAGUAGUGCCUUACGUGACACAUCUAAGAAGUCCAAUGAAGAGGCUGCUGAAGUCAUUAAGAUUUAUAAGCAGAAAUUUGAUGCUGUUGCUAACUUUGAGGAUCAUUCAAAGAACAUUUCUGAGAUUUAUAAUGAGGCUUUGGCUGUGUAUAACGUUACUUAUGACCAUGCCAUCAAGUCAAAUAAUGAUGUUGCUAAAUGUGCUUUUGCAUGGAAGGUUGCUGGCUCAGUUCUCAUUAGGUUCUACGCCGAAAAACAUCAUCUGAAGACUUUGCCAUGUAAUCCAUUUGUAUUGCGUGAGAUAUUUGGUUCGUGAAAAACAUUAACUCUGGUUGUCUGUAUAUAUUAUAUGAUAAUGAGGGAGUGAAUCGAAAGGCUCCUCUUGAUCUUACUUGAAGUUGGGAAGGGGGGAAGGAGUCUAGAUCAACGGACAUUAGUGAACCAUCACUGAUGGAUGUUGCACAUGACACGAUCUUCGACUCAAGGUCUGGCGCUAGUAGAAGUUGCUUAUUCUCCUAUCUAGAAGGAAAAAGGCAGGGCUUUUUUGUUGUUGUAGUAAUAGUCUGAAGGUCUCAUGAUAUCUAUGCCGGUCAUUAGAAUCGGAUUAAGGUGCCGUAGAUUUUAAUAUGUAGACCAUGUGUAUCUGUAAUGCAUCUUGUUGGCUGUAAAUAUUCUAACAUUAAUGGUUAAUAUAACUA
Molecule: messenger RNA, 3402 nt
Organism: Medicago truncatula (barrel medic)
Lineage: Eukaryota; Viridiplantae; Streptophyta; Magnoliopsida; Fabales; Fabaceae
Product: probable RNA-dependent RNA polymerase 5
Exons: 18
Coding region: 96-3020 (974 amino acids)
Biological process (GO): siRNA processing
Cellular component (GO): nuclear RNA-directed RNA polymerase complex
Molecular function (GO): RNA-directed RNA polymerase activity
Source: RefSeq, a predicted model, not a curated record